Penicillium paradoxum is the source of this 1677-nucleotide messenger RNA. RefSeq names its product MFS transporter. Gene Ontology annotation, biological process: transmembrane transport; intracellular polyamine homeostasis. The transcript is spliced from 3 exons. Lineage: Eukaryota; Fungi; Ascomycota; Eurotiomycetes; Eurotiales; Aspergillaceae. Gene Ontology annotation, molecular function: polyamine transmembrane transporter activity. The record is from RefSeq and is a predicted model, not a curated record. The coding region runs from base 1 to 1677 and encodes 558 amino acids.
AUGCAUGAGCCUUCAGAGACACACGGCAUCGCCGCAUUGUCGUUGCCUACAGCGAGGGACAGCGAGGAACAUACGACCAUUAUAGCCGAGACCAAGUCAGAUAUUGACAAUGAUGGAGCUUCUAGCAUCCCUACUGAUGAUGAACAUGACCCGGAAGAUAUCCGUCCGCGUUUAGAGCGCCAGUCGACGGAGAUCGGUCCUCCCAUCAAGGUCGCCCGACUCAAGCGCAGAGGUUUAUUUGGUCAAUUGGCUAUGGUGGCAGAGGUUGAGGAUCCAAAGACAUACCCUCGCAAAAUGAAAUGGUUCAUCACAUUCAUUGUUGCGGUUGCUGGAGCCACAGCGCCAAUGGGCAGCGCAAUCUUCUAUCCUUCACUAUCUCAGGUAACCAAGGAGUUGAAUACGACAACCACCAUCACGAAUUUGUCAAUCGCGUUGUACAUGCUGGCAAUGUCGAUAUUCCCAUUGUGGUGGUCGUCAUUUAGCGAGCGACUUGGACGACGGACCAUUUAUCUGGCUUCCUUUGCUCUUUUCAUUGUGUUCAAUUGCCUUUGCGCCAUCUCAAACUCCAUCGGAAUGUUGAUCGUUAUGCGGAUGCUGAGUGGUGGCGCCUCUGCUUCUGUUCAGGCUGUUGGUGCUGGCACCAUCGCCGAUCUUUGGGAUUCCAGGGAACGAGGACGGGCCAUGGGUAUCUUUUAUCUCGGUCCGUUGUGCGGACCUUUGUUUGCACCCAUUUUUGGUGGUCUUCUAGCUCAGCGCUGGGGAUGGCGGAGUACCCUGUGGUUCCUCUCGGCCUUUGGUGCUCUCACGCUGAUCUUUAUCUUGUUCGCCCUCCCCGAGACGUUGACUGUGCACAAGCCCGUGCUACCUGCCAUUGACGAUGAGGGGGAUCUGGCUAUUAACCGUUCCUUGAGUCGAGUCUCAUCGCGACAGGUUGCUCGUUCCACUGCCAGGUGGUUGAAGACUUUGAAGAUGGUCUUCAUUGAUCCACUGAAAAUCAUUCUCUACCUCCGCUUCCUCCCUGUCCUUCUUACUGUUUACUACGCCAGUAUUACCUUCGGUUCCCUGUACGUCCUCAAUAUCAGUGUCGAAUCAACCUUCGGAAGCGCGCCAUACAACUUCUCGACCAUUAUCGUUGGCUUGAUGUACAUUCCAAACUCGUUGGGUUACAUGGUAGCCAGUAUAUUUGGUGGCAAAUGGAUGGACAGCAUCAUGCAACGGGAGGCGAAGAAGGCCAACCGAUAUGACGAAAAAGGUAGACUGAUACUACGACCCGAAGACCGAAUGCGCGAGAAUGCCUGGGCCGGUGCUUUGCUCUAUCCCGCAGGCCUGAUCUGGUACGGUUGGGCGGCUGAGAAGGGGGUCUAUUGGCUUGUCCCGAUGAUAGCCAAUUUCUUCUUUGGCAUAGGUUCAAUGCUUAUCUUUAGUAUGGUGACUACUAUGCUCACCGAGUUCAUGCCGAAAAAAUCCUCGGAAGGAGUAGCUCUGAACAAUUUCAUGCGAAACAUCUUCUCUUGCGUUGGCUCUCUUGUCACAGCCCCGAUCAUCAACGGCAUCGGCAAUGGAUGGCUCUUUACCAUUCUCGGCCUUGUGGGCCUCACAAGCAGCAUUGUCAUCUUCUUGAUGAGAGUCAAGGGCCCUAAAUGGAGGAUAUCAAUGGAUGCACAGAUGCGCACAUGA